Nilaparvata lugens (brown planthopper) is the source of this 2994-nucleotide messenger RNA. RefSeq lists its product as uncharacterized. Gene Ontology annotation, molecular function: DNA binding. The transcript is spliced from 4 exons. The record is from RefSeq and is a predicted model, not a curated record. Lineage: Eukaryota; Metazoa; Arthropoda; Insecta; Hemiptera; Delphacidae. Bases 272 to 1198 code for a protein of 308 amino acids.
UUAAUAAACUAAAAUAAUUCAAGAAUAAUAUUGUAUCAUUUUCUGAGUAGGCGUUCUACUCCAAUAGUGCAUGCGCAGUAACGUUUAGUAUUGAACCACGAAAGGAAUGCAAUUGCAAUGCCCUUUCCUUCAUUGUUGAAUGGUGAACAGAUUUUGGUGACGUUUCCACAUCGUCUGCAAUAGCGCAAGCGAUUUCAAAAUUUUGGUUGCAAUCACUGAGAGACCGAUAAUAGACAGGCAAACACACGGUAACGGAAGCGAGCUGAGACGCAUGCCAGGCAGCCCACGCAGGCCACGUUUUACGGUGCAAGACGCGCAGCACACGAUUUUUUGGCCAGCAUAUAAUCAGGCAGAACACAUACAUGCACAUCCCAAGAUGGACCAUAGUAUUUUAUGUAACAGCUCCUCAAUGGCUAAUACUGAUGUUAUGAAUUUCAUCCAAAGCUACAAAAGUUUGAAUCUGCUGUGGGAUACACUGGACAAGAAUUAUUCCAAUAAACUGUUGCGAAGGGAAGCUCUGAAUGAGCUGUCAAAGCAGUACAAUUUGACUAUUCCUGAGGUGAAGAAGAAGAUAAAAAGCCUGAGGUCGUACUUCUCAAAAGAAUACCAAAGAGCUAAGAAAACUGACAACUAUGUGUCGGCAUGGUUCGCCUAUGACGCAAUGUCAUUCAUAAAGGAUUCGGUAACCGAUGAGGAUGGUUCAGGAACCCAACAAAACAUGUCUUUCGCCAUUCAAAACUCAAAACCAGGCACGAGUAACAUCCUGAAGCGAAAGAAGCCGUUGGUGAGUGGCGGCGCAGUGGACGCGCAGACGUACGGAUGCAUAGGGCGAGUGGGGGACGUUGUGGCUUCGAAAGACGAGAGCAGCACGUUCGGCGACAUGGUCGCGUUCAAGCUGCGUCGUCUGUCGCCGCGCAACCGUGCGAUCGCGCAGAACCGCAUCGGCAAUCUGCUGUUUGAGCUGGAAAUGGAGGAGUUUCAGAUGUCUAGUGUGCAGUCGGCAUCGAACUCCAACUCCUAUUCGGAAGCCAUGACGCAGUCCGCGACCGUUGAGCAGACGGCGUCUAACGCCAACUCCUAUUCGGAAGCUAUGACGCAGUCGGCGACCGUUGGAUAUCCGCCGCAACAGGCCAACGACUCGGCGCAUCCCGACUCGCUUUUCGUCAACGACAUGUGCAAAGUGGAUAUGCGCUCAUGAGCCGCACUCCUACACUAAGAUCACCAUCUAGCUUUAGAGAAAAUUCUUUACAUUUAAAAUUUACACUUUAAACAUUUACUUGUGGAAUUUCUCCAUAUUAAGGUAGAAUAAGAACGAUAUUGCCAGUUUCACACAAUUUAUUUGAGCCAAACUCAAGUUUCAAAGGCACUAAGGCAUCAUCAUGGUUAGACUGAGGAAAUUGGAUAGGGAAAGGAAAUACAGAGAUCAACCAAAUCAAAUAGCUUUUUAUUCACAAAAACAUAAUACAAAUUUAUAAAAUUCAUUUACACAUUUAAAAAUGAAUACUCUCCACAUAGACUUGAGUCUGUGAGUGGAGAGUGAGAACCAGAAUUUCCUUUCUCUAUCCAAUUCCCUCAGUCUAACAAAAAAAAAAAACCACUGAAGAUGAUGCCUUAGUGCAUUGAAACUUGAGUUUGGCUCAAAUAAAUUAUGUGGAACUGACAAUAUCGUUUUUAUUUCAUCUUUACAUUUAUGCCAGUCAUGUGUCUAUGAUGAGGCUCACGUUAUAAUGGCAGUGAAGAAAGUCAGCUUUAAGAUGUUUUUUUAAUUUUUGCCAUUCAUGUGUCUAUGGUGAGGUUUACGUUAAAAUUGCAGUGGAGAAAGAUAGAACAGCGUUGAGGAUGUUCUGCAUCUUAUAAAAGAUGGCUGAUUUCAGUAUAUAUGAGGCUUGCUACUAACGGUAGGACCUGCAUAGAUAGAUAGAUAAAAUAUUUAUUCAACACAGCAUUUUCAUGCAUUUUUGUAUGAUGUAAAUGUCGUCAUACAUUGUUGUGUAAUUACAGAGAACGGCGUCGAGUAAAUUUGUUAGUUUUUUCGCUGCUCUAAUUGAGGUUAAAUUAUUUUCCUAUCAUUAUAAUCAGUAAUUUUCCAGUGAUUUAUUUACUGAUAUUGUUUGUUCAUUUUAUGUUAGAAGCCUCUCGCUGAUGACAAAACAUGCAUGAUGAACAUGAGUGUGUGUGCAUGGUAACAUAGCCACCUCUAAUACACCUGUAUUAGAGGUGGCUAUGAUGGUAAACAUGCAUUUCCUACCAUUAGUGCCCAGCCUGAUGUAAUAUUAACUGUUCUUUCUUGUUAAUAAUCAUCAGUUACAUUUUAUUCGUCCAGAAAAUAUAUUUUUUAAUGACACAUAGUUUUAAAUUUUCUUACUCUUUGGUACUCUUUUGAAAAGUACAACCACAAGCUUUUUAUCUUCUUCUUCUUCACCUCAGAAAUUGUAUCACUAAUUUCUAUAAUAUGUAAUGUAUAUAAUUAUUUAUUAACUUCAGUCCAUCAAUUUAUACUAUUUUUUAAUCCACUAUAACUUUUUAUUGUAGCUGAGAUGAAACACUGAAUUAUAUAGACUUUCCUUAAGGCUUUUUUUAGAAUAUUACAUUUAACAGAAAAAUUGGUUAUCCGAAAUGGCUCUACCCCUUUAUUUCGGUUAACCAGGGUUCUAUUGUAAUUUAGAUGAAACAUUUUUUCAUCUAAUAUCAAGAAUUGUUUUGGGUGUAUUCUGUAUAGCAUGUUCUUCUGUCACACUAAAAGCACAAAUGUAAGAGGCUAUUCCUCUCUUUAAAUAAUUAAUAUUACUUCACCAGUGCAAUAAUUUUUUCAACAGAUACCUUUUAAAAUGUAACAUGUUCAACUUAUAUAAACUUACUUGAUUAGUUAAGAUUUGAGUCUGUUGAAUAUUUAAAAAAUUUUAAGACUGAAUUUAUUGAGAAUGUUAUGAUUUAAUUUGUAUAUUUUUGUAUCAUAACUUUGUACAGGCAAUAAAACAAAUUAUUUUUUAUGAU